AAAACCCUUGGGGAAGGGAAGGAGACGCCUAUGGAAGGAGAAGAAUCACAGCCGAUUCCUGUUUCCCGACAACAUAUCGCAGAUGCGGAGAUGGCGGCUGCCCACACCGUAUCCGAUUCAGAUGAUUCGGAUUCUAGUGACUCCGAAAACGAAGCAGAGCAGGCUGUUGAGCUGCAAAACUUACAAUCCUAGCUCUCCACCAAUCCCUCCAACUAUGACGCCCACAUUUGGUACAUUAAGCUUUCGAGGAAAAUGGGUGAACUUGAUAAGCUAAGGCAAGCGAGGGAAACUAUGAGUGGUUUGUUCCCAUUGGGCCCUGCGAUUUGGCAGGAGUGGGCUAAAGAUGAAGCUUCCCAUUCAUCAGGGUAUUUAAAUUUCUGUAGCAUCUCUUGUACAAAGCCCUAGCUUCAUUUAUGUUAUUCAUUUUAACCGUUGGUGAAAAUGAAGCUAGGCUUUGUACCAGAGAUGCUACAGUAACAGUUUUAGUGGGACAGGUUCAGAGUACAGAAGGUAAAAACUCCUGCGAUAGUUCUAUUCUGCUGUUUAGAUACUGUUGUAGUUUCUCAAAGUAACAGCAUGUAUUAUGCUAUUUAUUGGCCUUCAAAUUUGUAUAGAUGUAUUUCUCGGCAAAGGAUGUGUGAAUUACAUGGACAGAGGUGCUGACCAAAAACAAUAAUAAUAAUAAAACAAAUAAACAAGGAGUUUAAUAUAUUAAUUUUUUGAAUAUCUAUGUCUUGGACUCAUGGACAACUGUUUUGUAUAACAGUUUACAGGGUUUUGUUUGGCUCAGAACUAUGAAGAUAAUUGGUUUUGUGUUACAUUGUUAGCCUUGAGUCUGUAUUAAUUUGUGUUUGAAGGAGUUGUGUCUUUGUCAACAUCUGAAGAAAAUUUGUUGGUGUCU
This is a messenger RNA of Rubroshorea leprosula, 901 nucleotides long. Lineage: Eukaryota; Viridiplantae; Streptophyta; Magnoliopsida; Malvales; Dipterocarpaceae. The record is from the annotation of a GenBank genome assembly.